CAAAGUAAACAAACUUCAGGUUUUGCUUAUUAAACAAAUUUAAACAUUAAGAAUUAAAUUAGUAAAUUAUUAUAAUGGAAGUGGACUUCCUUCUUAUUAAUGAACUGAUGUCAUCGUCAUCCUCGUCGUCCUCAUCAUCCACAUCUUCAUCCUCAUCAUCAUCGUCUUCUUCAUCAUUUUCCUCCGAACAAAGUUUCAUGGACACAUUCUCCGAUGAAGACUUCUUUGAACUUCAAAAAUUAUACUACUCAUUUGAGAGACAAUCGGUUAAAAAUUUUGUUAGAGAUGUUGUUGGAAAUUAUUCAGAUGAGGAGUUUCAUAAAUAUUUUAGAGUUUCAAGACAAACUGCCUCGACUUUAACUCAACAGUAUUGCAAUUCAAAACACUACCGACGAAAAGUUAAAUGUGGCGGUAGAAAGGAGUCGACUGCUGAGUCUCAGUGUCUAUCAUUUUUGUGGUUUGCUGCAAACAAAAAUACAUACCGGGAAGUUGCACAAUUAUUUAAUGUAUCACUCUCAAGUGCCUAUAGACAUCAAACGGCCUUUUUAGAAUUUCUGUUCGACUUGUCAAAACAACACAUUCGAAUGCCAUCAAGUAAUUCAGAGAAAGAUGAAAAAAGUAAAGCAUUUGCUCAGAUUGCAGGACUUCCAAACGUUUUAGGCUGCAUCGAUUGCUGUUCAGUGUGCAUUAGAAAUCCAGCGAAAAAAGAUCGUUCAAUUUAUGAGAACAGCGCCGGUCAACUUUCAAUCACUCUUCAAGCCAUAUGCGAUGCAGAUAAAAAGUUUCUAGAUGUCUAUGUUGGAGCUUCGAGUAAAAUUCACGACUAUCAAGUUUUCCAAAUGUCUAAUAUAUCAAAGGACUUGCCAAAAAUUUGUGGUAAAAAAUACCAUCUGCUAGGUGAUAAUGCUUAUCCCUUGAGGGAGUAUUUGCUUAACCCCUAUCGAGAUGGAUAUGAUCAUCUAAGUAUUCAGCAAGAAAAAUUUAACAAGAAACAUUCACAAACCUUUCAGACAAUUGAUAAUACUUUUGGACUGCUAAAGGAACGGUUCAGACAGUUGACACACUUAGAUUUCUUCACUGUAUCACGAAUGUCGAAGUUUGUCCUUGGAUGUUGUGUUCUGCAUAAUAUUUGUAUAGAAAAAGGAGACAUUUGGAUCCAAGAAAACAAAGCAACAACUAUUGCAAAUGAGGAUCAAAAAGAAGCAGUUUUUGUGAAAGAGGAGGAGCCAUCUAUAUUGGAAAGCAUGUCCCUUCAUAAUGGACAAAUGAAACGAUAUGAGAUAACACAAGGUCUUUGAAUAAAAUUAACUAAAAAUCAAACAAAUUAUUUUUUAAAG
Molecule: messenger RNA, 1337 nt
Organism: Eupeodes corollae
Lineage: Eukaryota; Metazoa; Arthropoda; Insecta; Diptera; Syrphidae
Product: putative nuclease HARBI1
Exons: 4
Coding region: 75-1298 (407 amino acids)
Source: RefSeq, a predicted model, not a curated record